Oryzias melastigma (Indian medaka) is the source of this 1953-nucleotide messenger RNA. It is a transcript of the gene elac1, whose product is annotated as elaC ribonuclease Z 1. Lineage: Eukaryota; Metazoa; Chordata; Actinopteri; Beloniformes; Adrianichthyidae. Gene Ontology annotation, cellular component: nucleus. Bases 590 to 1696 code for a protein of 368 amino acids. Gene Ontology annotation, molecular function: 3'-tRNA processing endoribonuclease activity. The transcript is spliced from 5 exons. The record is from RefSeq and is a predicted model, not a curated record.
AAAAGGCAAAAUAGGAAGAAAUUACAAGCAAAAGAAAUAAAUUGUGUUUUUUUUCUGAUUAUAUUCAAUCUAAAAUAUUUGUUGAACCUUUAUUUAUACAGGAAGGUUGAUUAAGAACAAUUUCUCAUUUACGACCACCAACAAUACAGAAACGACACAACAGCGCAAAAAGUUCCAUGCAGAUAAAAACAUGACAUUUCCUCACAUCAAUAAUUUAAAUAUUUACAAGAAAAAGUCCACAGGAGGCACCAAUUUAAUGAUUACAAUAACAGAAGAAAACCUAUAAAAAAAAGUAAAAAAAAAAAAAAAAAAAAAAACCAUCAACAUUCAUCAAAAAUAAAACCCUAAAAUCAUUGCACUGUGUAAAAUUAGCAAUUAUCUUUAAGAUGGGUUUAAAAUAUUGUGAUACAAAAGUAUAUUUGACCAAAUAUGUUUGCUAUAACUACCUCAAAAGGGGGGAAACUGAUGUGAGCGUCCUGUUGGUUCAGCUCCACCUCUUUUAUGUCAUCAACAUGCGACGAUUGUUUACAGGAAGCGUGGCUGCCUUCGUCCACGCUGGAAACUCCUCUUAAAGUUCAACAUUUUCAGGAUGACCAUGGAUAUUACGUUCCUCGGUACCGGGUCGGCUUACCCGUCCCCUCACCGCGGUGCCUCGGCGCUGGUUCUGCGUUCGGACGGAGACUGCUGGCUGUUUGACUGCGGAGAGGGAACCCAAACGCAGCUGAUGAAGAGCCAGCUCCGAGCCGGUCGAAUCACCAAAGUUUUCAUCUCCCACUUGCAUGGAGACCACCUGUUCGGUUUGCCUGGUCUCCUUUGCACCAUCAGCCUCAACAGCAGCGCUGAUCCCCAACAGAACCUGAAAUGUGUGGAUAUCUACGGGCCCCGGGGCCUUCGGCACUUUCUCAGGGUCACGCUGGGGCUCACAGGAUCACAACUGCUCUUCCCUUAUGCAGUUCAUGAGCUUGAGCCGACAACAGACCAGUGUCCACAAGAAGGACUGCUCAGUGUUGAGCUGACCACGGAGCGCGGCCCGCUCCAUCCCCAGGAGCAGCCUGGCAGGACGAUUAGUCUGGAUGCUGAAAGUGACUCUUACCUUCUCUUUGAGGACAAGAAGUUUGUAGUGAAGGCCUUUAGGCUGUUUCACCGCAUCCCAUCUUUUGGGUUUUGCAUUCAGGAGCACGAUCGACCCGGAAGACUAAAAACAGAGCUACUUAAAGAACUUGGUAUGAAACCAGGACCUCUUUUUGGCCGUCUCAAAGCCGGAGAGUCUGUAACUCUGGAAAACGGGUGCGUGGUUCUGCCCAGUGAGGUUCUGGAGAAGCCCAUCUCAGGAAGGAAAGUCUGCAUUCUAGGAGACUGCAGCUCGGUGCUCGGGGAGGCGCCGCUGCAUCUGUGUCGCGACGCUGACGUGCUGGUUCACGAGGCCACGCUGGGGAACGAGCACCGGGAGAAAGCGGUGGAGCACGGACACAGCACGCCUGGGAUGGCGGCGGCGGUGGCUCGGGCUUGCAGCGCGCAGCGGCUGGUUCUUUACCAUUUCAGUCAGAGGUACAAACCCGGCUCAGUGCUGAAGGACGGGGACGAGAACGAAGUGUUGGGACUUCAGAGGGACGCUGAGGAGGCACUUUGGGGCACGGAGGUAGAGGUGACAGUAGCAGAGGACUUUAUGACUCUACCUGUUCCUCUAAGAAGGUGACAAUCCGUUUAUAUUAGUGUCCGAUUAAGUGUCUUUAAUUUAAUCCAAAUUUUAAUAAUUAAAGCAUUAAAUACAUAUGUCUUUCAUGUAAAGAAAAUCCAAUGUCUGAACCUUUUCCAGAGCUUUAUUUCUGGAUCUGUACACAAGGUAUUAAAGUACAACAUAAAAUACAAAAUAAUGCUUAACAAAAGGAAAAAAAAAACAGCAAUGUUUAUGUACAAUUUCUAUAAACAAUAAAGAUAGCUUCUCGAACAUUU